GUUAUAGUUUACAAUUGCGAAUACCAAUAAUAUAACGAGAAUGAACGUGAAACUUGUUUCCUUCAUAUUUAUGCUCACUAUAGUAUCACUAGAAGGACAAGUAGAUUUCAAAGAAAACUUAGAAGUUUUAUGGAAAGGAUUAAUUAAUUAUGCGUUUCCCAAAAAUCCUGAUAUAGUAAGAGUGAGAAAGUCAGAAGAUGUCACAACAGUAAACAAUAUAACCAUAUUAGAUUUUAUCGGUUUAGUAGAGAGAUACGGUUAUUCCGCCGAAGAGCAUUACGUCACAACGGAAGAUGGUUAUAACUUGAUAAUACACAGAAUAUCAGAAAGUCCUUUGUCUAAGGAUCGACAAAGAAAAAAAAUUGUUUUUCUUCAACAUGGUAUCUUGUGCUCAUCUGAUUCCUGGGUAAUGUUUGGUGCUGGCAAAGAUCUUGCAUUUUCAUUGGCUGAUGAAGGAUAUGAUGUAUGGCUUGGAAAUAUCAGAGGAAAUUCUUAUUGCAGAUCACACAUAAAAAUGUCUCCACGAGAUAAAGAUUUUUGGCAAUUUAGCUAUCAUGAGGUGGGAACGAAAGACCUACCAGCUAUGAUCGAUUAUAUACUUAAUUACACAAAACAGAAAAGUUUACACUAUAUCGGUCACUCAAUGGGAACAACUGCAUUAUUUGUUUUAUUAUCUAUGAGGCCCGAAUACAAUGCAAAAAUAGAAUUGGGAAUCUGCCUUGCUCCAGUCGCCAUUUGGAAAAAAAUACCUCCUCUUAUCCAAUUUCUUCAAAGUCAAGAACAAAUUAUUAAGGUAAGAAAAUAUCAAAAUUGUAUUUUAAAAGAAAUAAAGAAAAAUAUAUUUUAUAUAAGUUCUACC
Molecule: messenger RNA, 859 nt
Organism: Wasmannia auropunctata (little fire ant)
Lineage: Eukaryota; Metazoa; Arthropoda; Insecta; Hymenoptera; Formicidae
Product: lipase 1-like
Exons: 4
Biological process (GO): lipid metabolic process
Source: RefSeq, a predicted model, not a curated record